CAAAAGAUUUAGCGGAUGCAAAACAAGACAUCUGUCUUCUUGUCUACUUUGUCUGUUCGUCUGAAAGUUUUUGAUUUGCCUUUGAGAAAGAUGGUUGUGUUUCCUCGUCAUUUGCAAGUGACUCUAAAGACUCAUGCUCAAAAAGUUUGUAGCUUAUAUAAAAGAGCUGUAAGGAAUGCAUGGAGUACAUAUGAUGAUAGGUGGCUUUAUCGCUACCAUGCUCGUUUAAUUAGAGCAAGAUUUGAUGAGCAUAAAGAUGAAAAAGAUUUAAGAAAAGCCAAACAGUUAUUGGAAGAUGGAGAAAAAGAAUUGUGGGAUAAUUUGCAUUAUCAACCACGAAAAUGUAAGUGA
Messenger RNA from Stegodyphus dumicola, 351 nucleotides. It is a transcript of the gene ND-B22, whose product is annotated as NADH dehydrogenase (ubiquinone) B22 subunit. The record is from RefSeq and is a predicted model, not a curated record. Gene Ontology annotation, biological process: mitochondrial electron transport, NADH to ubiquinone. Lineage: Eukaryota; Metazoa; Arthropoda; Arachnida; Araneae; Eresidae. Gene Ontology annotation, cellular component: respiratory chain complex I.